Molecule: messenger RNA, 3364 nt
Organism: Formica exsecta
Lineage: Eukaryota; Metazoa; Arthropoda; Insecta; Hymenoptera; Formicidae
Product: nuclear pore complex protein DDB_G0274915-like
Exons: 5
Coding region: 253-1941 (562 amino acids)
Source: RefSeq, a predicted model, not a curated record
UCCCUCGUUGCAUCUGGUCAGAUCGGGCGAUCUAAAAAACCGCCCGAUUGGCUUUUGAGCUGGGGAGAAAAUUUAUCGUGUUGUGUUUUGUUUCAUCUCCUCCUCGAGACGCGAAUCUAUGUGCGGCGAUGAUUCGCGACGCGAUUGUUUGCGUGUAGAGGCGACGUUCCGCGAUACACGCAUUUAUUAGUGCUUCUCUGUGCGUUCGAUCGUACUUAGGUUUUCAUCAUAAUCAUCAUCAGCAGCGGCGCGAUGACGACCGAGAUCCCGAAGGUGGAAUUCGCCCUCGGCAGCGAGGUGUCACCCGGUCGCUUCUUCAAGAGCGCGUUCGCGCGCAAUUUUAUUAGCAGUGGCCGCGACUGCAAGUCCUUGGAUUACGAGCUGCUCGAUAACGCCGUUGUGAACCAGCGGGAUGAUCGCAACAACAAUACCCGGAACAACAAUUUCUUCUCGCUUGUGACUUUCGCGGAUGACAAGCCGAUAAACGAUGGCGGCAACGACGCCGCCGUUCUCUGGGAGCAGCCGAAGCCGAAAAAUCAGGCGGCACAGUCAGCUGCAGAUGCGAACGAAUUGGAGAAACUUCGAAAGCAAUGCCAGUUGCUGAAAAAGGAAAACCGGAGGUUGCAGAGCGCCUUUCUGCAAAACGUCUUUCUUCAAGCGCGAGUCGACACGCUCCAAUGGCAGGUCAAACAGGUCGAAUCGAACAGGCAAAUGUAUCGUUCUACGAUGGAGCAGGUCGCCCAUUUCUUGGGCCGAGUUCACAGGAGCCUGGAGAUCCUUCACUCCAAGGAAAAUUCCAAGGAUAAGAGACGCGUACCGCGUAGUCGCAGCGUGCACACGGUGGUGCACGCGGAUCCGUCACCGAACCGGAGUACCGCGACGCCGUCAUCCUCUUCGUCGACAUCCUCGCCGUUCACACGCGCCAAAUCUGUCACGCAGAUCAGCUCACCGAGCGCUGUCUGCUUCCGCGAGUUCACCUGGUCGGUUCUGCGGAGGAACGACCCGGUGCACUGCACAUCGCCACGUGCCAAGCCACCGCAGGAUCUCAACAAGACGAACGACCCCGUUCCCGAUAAUGUCGUUUAUCGCGAACCCAAGCAGACGGAAAUGAAUCCGGACGAGAUACCGCCGGAAAAGCUGUCUCAAGAGGCGUUUAGGUUACUGAGAACUGUCGAAUCCUUGUUGGCGAUGCGAGAGCCCGAUCUCGCGCGAGUGACGCCGAUCGAGGACAACGGAUCCUCCCCGUCCCCGACAGUGGACCAUCGUCAUCACGAUACAUCUCUAUCCCUACCGAGCGGUAACUUUGCCAAUUCGACGAUGCUGCAGGAGGCUGCCUAUAUUCCCGACAGCGGACAUGGAAACGAAUCGAUCAGCAGCGGUCAGCAGGACGACAGCAGAUCGACAAGCCUUAUCAAACCUUCCGUCACCGAGUUCACUCGAUCCUUCGUACCGGGCGUGAGAAGAUCACCCGACACCGCCUCCUGGAACUCAAGUAGCAGUAAAACGACCGAGGAGGAGGACACCGUCGCGCUUAUCACACCGUCUAACGGAAUUACGUCAAAUAGCACGCCAACCUCGACUCUCACUCGAACCGCGAAGCGGCUAGAGAAGAAGGAAUCUAAUCAGGGUAAUUCUAAUCCUGGCAAGACUAAGGUAAAGCCGGCCAGCAGUCCGGUGAGCAGCGCCGAGGGCGAGAGCGGAUUCUUCUCGAUCAGCUCCUUCCAGGAAGUCGGUCUGCCGCCUUCAACGGCCGCGCCGAUCACGCCCGUUAAGGGCUGCCACACGGAAGUAGGCUUGCCGGAAGUGCCUCUCGACAAGGCCAGGCACCGACGGUGGUCCUCCACACCGGCUGAAAUCCAGGCGCUCUUCAAGCAGCAUCGGGCGAGCUUCGGCGGGACGCCGCAAACCGCUACCGAAUCCGUCAGCGUCUGCUGGGUUUGAGUCCUGCGGAAUAUGAUCGCGCCGAAUACGAUCCCACCGCAUACGAUCGUCAUGGUCUCCGCGGAAUUCCGCAGACUAGAUUCGCUCGAAAUCACGAGCCAGACUUACAUGAUCGAUUUUCAGGAAUAAUAUUUAGAUAGAUCGAUAGGGAAUAUUCAAGUAUAAGCAAUAAGAUUGUAAAUACUUCCUACUCGCAGUCGUGCGGUCUCUUUUCUUAUGUUAAUGAGAUAUGAAAUAGAAUCAUAUUAGCGUUGAUAUAGCAAUCUAUAGUAGCUGCGAUUCGUUUGAUAGAGAAAAUGAAUCGAAAAUACAUGAAACAUAUGUUUCAUCGCUAUGCGGAACGAUACCGAUGCAUGUAUGUAAUUUGUUUAUAAUGUUCUCGAGAUGUGAUUAUGUAUCUCGAAGUAUUAAUUAAUGUAUGGAAAAUUAAGAAUUUAUACAAUAUGCCUGCGUAAUCGAAUUUCGUAGAUAAUGCGGGGGCCAUUCUAUAAGUAUAGAAAAGAAGAAUACUGUACUUUUGAUAUUUUGUAAUCAGCCAUAUCUCUCAUAGUUUCGUGGAUUCCGUGCAUAUCAAUAUCGAUGAAACUUUGCGCGUCUAUCGAUGACUUAUGUAGUUUCGUUCGUUUGGAAAUUUAGAGGCGAUUUUGAAAACCUGUUAAGUACGUUCUGCGAAUGACGAUCGUUCACCAUUUUUGAACGUAAUUGAUCGUUUAAUUAGUCAUUAUUUAAUAAAUUAAAUCGUUAUUUGAUUUGCAUGUGUUGAUUUUAUCUAAUUUUCAAAAGUAACGAGAAAGUAACUUUAAUAAUUUAUACUACUGUAUUGCAAAAUAUAGUUUAAGUUAAUAUAAUUUGAUUUAUUAAACGCGUGUAUAUAACACAAUUUAGAUUUGGAAGAGAAUGCGAGAAAGAUACACGCGCAAAAGAGAAUCUUUUCUAUUUUAAUCGAUAAAUUGAAAUCUGCCAGAAAUGCUUUUUUUUGCAAGAACCUAUAUUUUGCAUUAUGUCUCUCUCUGUUAUUUCAUCUUUCCAUCUUUUGUGCAUAUUAAGAUAUACCAUGGUAAGAUAUUUUUAGUUUACCUACAGCUAUGUUACUUAAUUAUCGAAAUCGAUUUGUUCGCAUACGACAAUUGUAAUAAUAAUUGUUUAAUUUAUUUCACGACAUUCAAUUUUUGACAUUCUUCGAAAUUAAUAAGUAAAAGCUAUAACUCUCACAACUUCUCUCUCUGUGUUUACUACAUAAGGCUGCGUACUGUAAUUCACGAGAGGCAUAUCAUAGGCAACAUAUCAUUUUAUGUAAUGGAAAUCACGCGUGAUCUGAGACUAUCAUAGUUCUAGAAUUUGUAAUGCUGUUCUCCGUAUAUUUCUCAUCGUUCGUAAUUUGUCGCAUUAUCAUUCUAAUUAUAUAAAACAGCUGAAUAUCGUA